Messenger RNA from Saccostrea cuccullata (small rock oyster), 1126 nucleotides. RefSeq lists its product as uncharacterized. Lineage: Eukaryota; Metazoa; Mollusca; Bivalvia; Ostreida; Ostreidae. The coding region runs from base 29 to 1126 and encodes 365 amino acids. The record is from RefSeq and is a predicted model, not a curated record. The transcript has a single exon.
AAGAAUUUUCUUUUCUUUUCUGAACACGAUGCCACCGAGAGCUAAGAAGCGUAGAAUGGCUCAACCAGCAGCGACUGCCACACAGCAGCCAAGUGGUAGUCAGGCUACGGUGUCUGUGAAUUCCCAGACGUACUCGUCGACGGCGUCGGCAGGAUGUCCAGUACAUGUACCAAUACCACCGACCCAGGCUCCAUCAACUUCCGUUGUGGCGGAAGCGCAACCCAUGUUGACGACAAGUGCAGGGCCAUCCUUUGCACCGACCACCUCUGGAGCAACAAUCUCAACUCCAACAGAUGUUGGUACCACCCCUGCUCCUGUCCCAUCAAUACAUAUGAUUGGUAUGAAUGUUUCUAGCACAGUCAAACAACGUAUUAUUAGUGGGCAGUAUAUUGAUUUGGCCACAUUGGUAACACCAAAAUCAGGGUCUGAUGAAAAGAAAUUAGUUAUGAAUAGUAUGGGUGAGAUAAUUUAUAAAGAUGCCAACCCAAAAAAGGUAGAAAAUAUUGAGCAAUGGACUGACCUUAUGCUCAUAUUUGCAAGUGUGUACUUGAGUGCACAUCCCGCCAAGACUCUUGACCUACUUAAGUACAUACAGACCGUAAGAAUGGGUUUUAGCAGGGGGGCUAUAUCUUGGAAAGAAUAUGAUACGCAGUUUAGGCUGCGCAAAGAGCAAAAUCCUGUGUCUUCUUGGGGUGAAAUUGACUCGGAAUUAUGGUUGAUGUAUAUGCAUUCUGGGCCCGCUUAUAACGUAACAAAUGCACCCAAAACCAAUAAUGAUAAAUGCUUCAAUUUCAAUUACAAGGGAUCUUGUGACAAAUUCCCAUGCAUGUAUAAACACAGUUGUAUUCGAUGUGGUAGUAACCAUCCACAGAUACAUUGCCUUACACAAGCCUCAAACACUGAGUCCGCACAAAUAUUUCGCCAACAAAAUUCAAGUGGUCAAUUCUAUGGACAGUCAAGUUUUCGUCCACAAACCACCAAUGCAAAUACCAACUAUAAGGGGUAUUCAACCAAUGCAAAUACCAAUUAUAGGGGGUAUUCCAGCAGCAACACCCAGCGCCCCACCUACUCAAGACCAAGAUUCCGCACCCCGCAAUCUAUGGCGUCUAGGUUCAACGCCUAUUAA